AUGGCGGAAGCUCUUGAGUACAUGAGGAUGGAGGUCAACUCUGUUCAGGAAGAACUCCGGAAGUAUGCGGAGAGAGAUGAACUGGAUGCCGAUGCCAUGGAGAUUGAGUGGACCAACCCGGCCACUCCACCAGACUUUGUGGCCGAGAUACAGAAAGCCCUUGAUGAAGGAAGACUGGUGGUGGGUAGACCAGCAACUCCGGCACCAAAUCCAGGCUCCAGGUCCUCUUCCAGAGCAGCCACCAGGACAAUGCAGCGGAAAACCAGUCCCUUCGCAGCAUUUCCGGUCAGAUCCAGUAGGAGAGUUGUUCCUAUUAUCCAGCCAGCGGUGGGAGCAUCUCCCUUACCUCCUAGCCGCUUCGCAGGAGUAAAUCCAUUUCUUGGAUUAGCCGACCGAUCCUAUGAUUUUGAGGGAGAACUCUACCCAGGUGCAGGCCGAGGACCUCCCAGUCCGCUAGCCAGGAACCCGGGAAGGUUCACCAUGUCUGGGGCCGCUCAACCAGCAGCAACCUCACCACUGGCCAGCAACCCGGCACCAGUAGCACCUGUGGCCCCUCCUGCUGCGGCCGCUGCUCCCCCUCCAGCCAAUGUACAGGGAGGAAGCGGUGGAAACCAGAACCCUCCACCUCCUGUGGCUCGCGCUCCCGCCCCUGGAGAUUCAGAUAGUUCUGACAGUUCAGACUCGGAACCAGAAGGUGGUGACAGAAGAGGCUGGCGGAGAUAUCUUAAGAAGAAGUUGGAGAAGCAGCAAAAGGAUUUGUUUGCUAUGAUGUCCCAGCAGUACCGACUUCCGGCCAGCUCUCCCCCUUCCUCAGCCACCAGGGCCCGAGAGCCAAAGGCACCACCACCCUCCAAGUUCCAGGGCAAGGCGGAGCAAGUGGAAACUUUCAUCCGGCAAUGUGAGAAUGUGUUCUCCAUUGAGAGCCUGUCAUUUACCUCUGAGGAGGUUAAGAUCCGAUAUGCAGGCAACUUGAUGGAAGGAGAGGCAGCGAUCCGAUGGUAUGAGGCAUACCACAAUUCAAUUGAUCAAGCCUCCGCCAACCGCCUUGCUGGAAUGACGGUGACUUUGGAUCUGAGAUGGAAGCGCUGGGAUUCCUUUGUGGAUGCUUUUAGAGCAGCCUUCGGUGAAGCCAUCUCUCGAGAUGAUGCUUUGGUGGAUGAUAAGAUCAACAAUUCCCUCCUGGCGGACCUAGGCAUGAGUUGGGCUCUUUUCAAUCCCAAGCCAAAGUCCUUGAUGGAGCGGAUAGCUGCUCUAAGAGAGUUAGGGCACACCCAUGAGAGGUACCAAGGGAUGGCAGCCAAGAAAGCGCCCCCUCGGACCAAGAAAGAUCCUCCUGCUGAGAAGGACCGGCAGCCUAAGUGGAAAAGAGAAGCUGCAAGCUCCUCCGGACCCCAGAAGACUCCCGGACCUAAAGACAAAGCGGCGGAACUGAAGGGUAUCCCGGGGGAUAUUCUAGAAGAAAGAAGGAAAGCAGAAGUAUGCUUGAAGUGCGGCAAGUCCAGACACAAAUGGACCGAUUGUUGGUCCAAGGAACCUACUGUUGUCCGAGUGGCAGCAGUGAGAGUACAAAAGCGGAAAAGAGGGAAUGGCAAGUCCAGCUCUCAGAAGAAGGCUAAAGUGGCUGCUGUAGUAGCAGAGGAUCCACUUGUUGUAAUCCCGGAGGUUACAGAAGAUUUUGUUUUUCAGCCUGAGCAAGACUCGGACAAUGAAAUCAUCUGGUAG
Messenger RNA from Morchella sextelata, 1722 nucleotides. RefSeq lists its product as uncharacterized. The coding region runs from base 1 to 1722 and encodes 573 amino acids. The record is from RefSeq and is a predicted model, not a curated record. Lineage: Eukaryota; Fungi; Ascomycota; Pezizomycetes; Pezizales; Morchellaceae. The transcript is spliced from 3 exons.